AGGGGGCACUCUCCCGUAACUCUCACAUUGAAUCAACGCGCCAAUUCAAGAAGAAGAGAAAUCAACAUCCGGCCAAAGCGUGACGAGAGCAGCAACAAAGACAGAAUAUUUUGGCCAUGUACUGCGGAGGAUUUGAUCGGGAAAACAUUACACUAUCUUAACUCUUAUUAUUCCUCCUUUAUUCAUAAUGAAUCCCUCAAAUUUUUUUGGUAGACCCCAAACUGCCUUUCAGCCCACAAGCAACAGUAAUCAGUCUGGCAACCUGUUCCAGUCUAUCGCACAGCAGAACACAACGCAGGGUGUUGGCUUCGGGCAGACAUCUGCAUUUAGUCAGCCAACUUUUGGUCAGCUAUCAGGGCAGCCCUCUGGCUUUGGCCAAGCCCCUACUUUUGGGCAGACACCUGCUUUCGGUCAGAGUGCUGGAUCAACUCAAGGACUGGGGCAACCAUCAUCUUUUUCAUCUCUGGCAUCAACUCCAGCUUUUGGACAGGGGUCUAGUUUAGGUCAAGGGACACUGGGAUUUGGGGCACCACCUCCUUCAUACGCACAAGCCACGAGUCAAAACCAAGUGCCUGCAUUCGGUCAGGUUUCUGCAUUCGGACAACCGUCUGGAUUUGGUCUUUCCUCCGCCGUCACUACACCGUCCACCAACUUCAGCAACAGUUCUUCCAGCCAGACCAGUUUUAGUCAGUUUUCUUCCCUGCCUGUACCUACAGUAACAUCAAGCUCCUCUGGAGGAGGCAGACCUGAUAAUCCUACCGGUGGCAUUGGGUCCCAAUUUAGUUUCAAGCCACCCAGUGAAGCUGUUUUCAAACCCAUUUUCAGUGUCAGUCCAGAGCCUCCUACCCUAAAGGUGUCUUCAGCUUCAGAACUUUUCGGGACAUCCAAGACUGUGGACAGCGGUACUUCUGGUGGUUCUCUCUUCUCAUGUGUAAAGCCAAGCAAUCUGGGCUUUAGCUUCUCCCAGCCGGCGGCAGCCCCGUCUGUUUCGAUCCCCAGUUCGAAUUUUUCACAGGAGGCACUCGGUGGUGGCAGCAACAUAAAGUUCACUUUCUCUCAACCUGCCAAUCCUUCAAGUAGCGCUACACCUGCUUCUCAGCCUACCACUCCAUCCACCUUCAGCUUCACAACAAAGACCCUCCAGCCUCAAAUAGAGACCAAAGUGCCUGCGUUUGGUGCUCCUACCAUAGGAUCAUAUGGAUUUGGGGCCUCAAAAACCGAAACCACACAAAAAACAGAGGAGAGAGCCGGUGAUGGGCAGAGCAGCAGAGGAGACGCGGUUUUUGGGAGUUGUGGCACAAAGCGUAAAGAGGAGAUGCUGGAUCCAAGUACUGCUCAAGGAAAAACAGAUAAAAGUGAAAAUGCUGAAGCGGGCGCAGAGGGCCCAAGACAACCGGCCAAACGAGCGCUAAUGAGGCCCCGGGGCCCUGUUGGAGGGCUCUUCCGUAGUGCAAUGUCUGAUUUAAUGAAGUCCAAAGUCAGCCCAGUAAAGAGAGAAGGUCCUCCUCCAGAAAGACCUAAUCCUCCUGGUCCAGCUGGUGAUGCAUCUACGACAACACUUAGGGGUCAGGAUCCAACAGUUUUGAGAAAAGCAGAUGAAAUUUCACCUGAGGCUGACUCUCAGACGCCCUCUCCAGGUAGACGUGCGGUUCGAAAGGAGAGCACAGACAGUUUAGGUGGCCUUUCCCCAUCUGAUGCCACUGUCAUUCAGUGUAAGGGCAUACCGUCCAACCUCAACAGGAAGGAUCUUGUUGCACAGCAUUUUGGGCAAUUUGGGAAGGUGCUGAAGGUGUACUGCAGGCCUCAGAAGAAUCUAACCAUUGUGCAUUUUCAAGAUCAUAUGUCUGCUGCCAAAGCCAAAAAGAGGGGGAAGGUAUUUCAGAGAAAUGAAAUUCAUAUAUUUUGGCAAAGAAAAAAGCCAAGUCCAAGUGAAAAAGGGACAAAACCUACAGAGGUCAAAGAUCACAUGAGCGGAGAGAUGGAGAAUGCGUCUGAAUUGUUGCAGCCCUCACGUAAUCGCAAACCUCUUCCUAAAUUAAUGGACUUCUGCGCCUCUAGCACUCUCACUAAAGGCUCUCCAAUCAAGAAGUCUUCAAUUGCUAAAACUCUUCAGUUCGAAAGUGAAUCGCCGCCGGAAUCAGUCUCAGAGGCGCGAAGUGUAGAACGACCUAUUAUAAACCUUCCCUCAGUUCUCCAGCCUCUGAUUGGGCAGGUGGCUGAAACGGCAGAGGAGAGGUACCGCCUCCUAGAGCAGAGAGACAAGCUCUUACGGCAGGCUCGGCCCAAAAGAACAGGCCUAGACAUGUCAAAGGUUUUCGUGGGAACGUGCCCUGAUAUGUGCCCGGAAAAAGAGAGGUACAUGAGGGAGACCCGUAAUCAACUAAGCGUCUUUGAGGUCGUUCCAGAUACAGAGAAGGUGGACCAUUUUGCUGCCAUCAAAGAAUACAGUAGGUCUUCAGCCGAUCAGGAAGAACCUCUCCCUCAUGAGCUUAGGCCACUUCCUGUGCUGAGCAUGACUAUGGACUAUCUCGUGACUCAGGUUAUGGACCAAGGCGAGGGAAAUUACCGUGACUGGUAUGAUUUUGUCUGGAAUAGAACCAGAGGAAUUCGCAAGGACAUUACCCAGCAGCAUUUAUGUGAUCCGAUCACGGUGUCACUCAUCGAGAAAUGUACCCGUUUCCACAUUCACUGCGCCCAUCACCUCUGUCAGGAACCCAUGAUGUCUUUCGAUUCGAAGAUCAACAAUGAGAAUAUGACAAAAUGCCUGCAGAGUUUGAAGGAGAUGUAUCAAGACCUGGCAACCAAAGAGGUGUACUGCCCCCAUGAGGCGGAAUUCCGCCAGUACAACGUAUUGCUCAAGCUCAAUGAUGGAGAUAUCCUUCGUGAGGUGCAGCAAUUUCGUAAAGAAGUGCGAGAGUCUCCGGAGGUGGAUUUCGCUGUGCAGGCCUUUGCAGCGCUCAACAGUAAUAACUUUGUUCGUUUCUUCAAACUUGUGAAUGCGGCUUCUUAUUUGAGCAGCUGCAUGCUUCACAGAUACUUCAAUCAGGUCAGGAGCAAGGCCCUGAAAAUCCUCAAUGUGGCCUUUACUGUCGGGUCACAGAGAUCUACUAUUUUCCCAAUCGACGACUUUGUCAGAAUGCUUAUGUUUCGUAAUGCUACUGAAGCAGCAGACUUCAUUCAGCAGUUUGGCCUCAGUGUCAGUGAUGGCCUUGUAGAACUUAGCCGGACGGCCUAUCAGGAACCAGAUUGCUCCCUGCCGCAGAAGAAGUCGGUUGCUAUUGAGAGGAAGAGAACUGUGCUCAUCGGAGAGGUGGUCAACAGUGGGCCGCUGCCUAAUCCACCCCAGCACACCCCGGUUUGCAGCUUUGACUCUAGCAACAAGUAUACUGGAGAUCGUCUGUCUUUAGAUCCUCCACCAGCUGGGCUGAAAGGGUAUUCACAGAGGCAGGACAUGCCGUUGGAGCCUGACCUUGGGUUUCAGGUGAAACCCAGACUUCUGGCCGAACCACGGCUGUUUGGAGAAACCUCUGCCAUAGCCGAACCUUUGAAACCCAAAAUCACAGAGGAGACUGGAGAGAAAACUCAGACGGCAGAAUCCACUCUGAUGAAUCCUCAGCUGAUCUUCCAACCCAUAACCACCUUACAGCCAGCCCAGCCACCACCUCCUCCACCAAAACCAGCAUACACAGAUCAGGAUAUCAUGGCUGUGGUGGACUCGGUGCUCAAUGAGGUCCUGGAGACAGAAGUCUGUAAUGUAACUCGUGCAACUGCUGAAUAUGUGUCCGCUGCCAAUAGUGCGGCUGACGAUGAGCUGGAAACUGUAGUGAGUGAAGUCAAUAAACAGAUGCUGGAGGAAAUAUCCACAUCAGAGAUCAAAGCUGCGAAGCACAGAAUUGCAGAAGAGAAACGUAGGAUGGAAGAAAUCAGACGAAAAGAGGUCUUCCUUGAGCAGUUCAGUGUUGAGCUGUCCUCUAAGAUCAGUGAGGAGGUGCUAACCCAGACCAUCAGUGAAACUGCUAAGGCUGAAUUCAGGUUUGCAUUGGAGGAGAAAGAGGCUUUUAUUGCUCAGUGCUCAGAGGAGGAGAGUAACAGGAUAGUGGAGGAGACGCUGGCUGAGGAGGUGGCGGCAAUGGCACAGGAGGUCCUGGAUUAUGAGUUGAGACGCAUCCGCAAGUUCGUCAAGAGGUGGCUUGAUGUGGUAGCUGUGCGACGUCAGCUGAAGAGACAGAUGCGUGGCUUCCCUGCAGCCCCAGGCUGUGUGGAUCCACGGUUCAAAUUAAAGGCCUUUGUCCCCAGUGCCCCUUCAAGCCCCUCUCUGGACCUCCUGGCCCAGGGGAUGGUAAAUCUGGGCAACUCUGGGAACAUGGCGGUGUCUUGCACAAGGUUGCUUAAAAUGAGACAGGAAGCGGUUCAUCAAAUGAAAGUUUCCUAUUAUUACAAUCUUUUACUGAGUGAGCGUGUAUGGAUGCCUCUUGACCUGCCCACCCUUGUGGCAGAAAGCAUUCCUGAUGCACCUAACAGGAUCUUCUGGAAAGCCAGUCUUUUAUUGCCCAGCGACUGUGAUAGUGACACAAGCUUUGCCAGCAGGAUUAUGACAGAUUGGCUUGAGGUGAAAUUGGGCGGAGAAAAUACAAUUGAUGAAUUUGAGAAAGAACAACAAGGACCCCUGAAAACGCUCUGUGUUAGUCACAGUUUGAGAAAUGUUAGAGAAAAGACUCAUGAAGUUCACAUCGCUAUAAAGGCAUGUCACGGGCCAUUGUGUGAGGAAGAUCAGUGCUUGUUAGAGAAACGAAAGGCGCUUCAUGGUACCAAUGCAUUGCUUUUGCUACUGCCCCCUCUACUGCAAGAGGAGGAAGAUGUGACCCUGCUCUCAGCAUUUCUCCAGCUGAGACAAGUGCAGCAAGCCAGCUGCUGGCACUCUCCUUUACCCCUGGCUGUAGUGGUUACUGAUUAUGAAGAGGAUAUUAUCAGUGACCAGGGUUUGGAAGAAGCCCUCAAUUUGAAUACAUUGGUCAAAGAUGGUCUUAUCUCCGAAUACAUCUUUAUCCACAUACCAGCAGCCCUCAGUGACCUGCAAGGCUCAGAGCAGAUGAGUGACAUAGUGAGAUGGCUUGCGUCCCGCUCCUCUGCUGUCCCAGUACUCUCCUCUCAGACCCUGCUGCAGGUUGUUGAAUUAGGCCUGUGCCAUGAGUUCCACUCCAGACUACAGAGAGACCAGGAGGACAGAAGACAUGCAGGUCUUCCGUCUCAGCACCCAGAACCCAUAGUGCACCUCUGUAACAGCGUGUUGAAGUUCCUGGCAGAUGUCGUCUCAUCCGACCACCUGACCAGUCUCUGCUGGCCACCUCCAGAGUUUUUAUACCCUGAGAACAUUGAGAUGAUUCCUCAUCAGGCCUGGAACUCUCCGGAGCACCUGAACUGGCUGAGGAGGGCCAUUCUUAGCCGUCAGCUUCCUGAAUGGGAUCUUCCUCCUAUAAGUGCUACAUGGCCACACUUGUGUGCAUCUAUACUGACGUAUGUAUCCCAGAUACCAACCUCACCCUUAAGCCAACCCAUCCUAAUGUCCCGGCUAGAGAAUCUGCUCAGAAGGGUGAAUUACCAAUGCUUAAAUAUGAACAGUGCAGAUGAAGAUGACCCUAUGGAGAUUAGACCGUCCUUUUACGAUAUUCCCUGGGAUGAGAUCAUAUGUCUGUGUGUAGAGCAUCGUAUGAAGGAUUGGAGUUUACAGCCGCUUAUGGCCGAAGAUGCCCUCACUGAUAAUGGCGAAAUUCUCGUGUACUUUAACAAAGAAAGCCUGGAGGGUUUCCAGCCCCCGGACAUCUGGAUAGAGGCUGUGAAACAGACAUACCAGGAGAAGAAACGGGCGUCAGAAAUCGUAAAGGUCAAAGUGCCUUCAACUGCAUCCAGACGCAGACUUCUAAAGCAGCAACUCUUUCAAAGCCAGAUAGACGUGGAGGACCGGCCUUCCAUUCCAGACACCACAGAUGUUCCCAUAGCACGGCGCCUUGAAAGAAUUCUCUCCUCUGUUCGCAAGAUGAACGUCGAGGGAAAGAGGAUUGGAGAUCAGAUUCAGCGUCGGAUUGAAGCAGAUCCUUUGCACCCUGCCUCUUUUAAUCUUGAUCUGCCCACUGCCCUCCUCUCAACCACUCCUUUUAUCACAAACUCCUCCCACAAGCGCCCUGGCUCUCGCACAGUCCAUAUACAGGAAAUGGGAUCAGAUGAGCCUGUUGAGAAGCGAUCAUCUCCUUUCCUAAAGAGCAGACCGUUUACUCCAGACACCACACAUACUUCUGUAGUAGAGCGACUUCAACAUACUCUCUCUGUUGUUCAAGAGAUGAACAUCGAGGGUCAAAGGAUUGGAGAGCAGAUUCAACAUCGGAUUGAAGCGGAUCCUUUGUGCUCUGCAUCUUUUCCUUAUUUCCUUCCCUCCACCCUCCUCUCUUCACCUCCUUUGAACAUAACCCCCUCUCGAAAGCAUGCUGCUGCUGCUGCUAAUGAGGAUGUCCACAUACAGGAAAUGGAAAUGAAUGAACCAGCUGAGAAGUCAUCUCCUUGGGAGAAAGGCAGGCCAGUGUCUUUGUUACAACGUCUGCAGGACUUGAAACGAGAAAUAUCAAGUCAACAAGAGGAGGAUCGUGUGUGUGGUUUUAAACUGAAGUGUCUUGUAGACAUGGUUGAGACCUGAAGGUGUUUCAGGUCAUUACAAUAAAGAUGAACAAGUAAUUUGACCAACUGUUGGUCAUCCAUUUUCAAAACAAUGAUCUUAGCAUGUAAAUCUUUAUUUAAACAUUGUUAGUAUCAUCGCGUUUGUCUUCAAAGAUGUGAUUAAAGUUCAAAGAUAUUUUUCUGAAUUAAAACGUAUAUUUUUGGACAACAAUAAAGUUGAGUUUUAUUUAACUUUUGUAUGUUUUUUUUUUUUUAACCGCUUUAAAUGUUAAACGAUACUGUGGAGCAUGUUUUAUGGAUUUAUUUUGAUUAAUUUCUGUGUUUUGCAUUUCCCGAGGUAACCUAUAGUUUUAAAUAAGCAAUAGCCAAAAAUACUUUGUAUGGGUCAAAAUUAUAGAUUUUUGUUAUGCCAAAUAACAAGUAAACAUGUUACAUGAAAAUAUUUUGUGAGUGGAUGCAGAGCUAAGGACUUAAUUUGGACAAAUUUAAAGACGAUUUUCUCAAUAUUUUGACUUUCAGAUGAUGGAUUUUAAAAUCUGUAUUUUGAAGUUGUUGUUUUUUGUCCUUUUUUCAUUGUUUCUCUGUAUGUCUAUUUUAGAGCACAGAGUAAUGUUUGCAAUGAUUUGUUAUGUUUAACCAUCAUAAAAGCAUAAUAAGCUACUCAUUGUGGAAGUGACUUGGUAAAAUGAAAAUUUAAUAUUGGAAAAAAACUUUUUUCACCACAAAAUUAUUUGUAUUGUUAUUCACUUUAAUAAAUAGGUUGGAAUUAUGGAAUAAA
Molecule: messenger RNA, 7444 nt
Organism: Paramisgurnus dabryanus
Lineage: Eukaryota; Metazoa; Chordata; Actinopteri; Cypriniformes; Cobitidae
Gene: mcm3ap
Product: minichromosome maintenance complex component 3 associated protein
Biological process (GO): mRNA export from nucleus
Cellular component (GO): transcription export complex 2; nucleus; cytoplasm
Molecular function (GO): RNA binding
Source: RefSeq, a predicted model, not a curated record